GUUAACAGGGACAUUUAAAAGUUGAAGCCAGUCUUACUGUUGUCAGAGACGAUGAGGAUGUUUCAUGGACUAAGUGCCGUGUUCACUGUCACUCUCCUAGCGAGAGGUUGUGAUGCACAACUUUCAGUAUGUGGUAGGCCUUCAUUCUCCACUAAAAUAGUAGGAGGACAGAAUGCUACUCCUGGUGCUUGGCCGUGGCAGGUCAGUCUUCACACAUACUCUCAACAUUUCUGUGGUGGAUCACUCAUCAACAAUGAAUGGGUCCUGACAGCGGCUCACUGCUUUUCCAGUACUUCAACUGCAUCCCUGACUGUGCUCCUGGGUCUACAGACACAGUCAGGAUCAAAUCCAAAUGAGGUCCGCAUGACGGUCUCUGAAAUCAUAAAGCAUCCAAACUUCAACAGAAACACUUAUGACAAUGACAUCACUCUUCUGCAUUUGUCUUCACCUGUGGUUUUUACUGACUAUAUAAAACCGGUCUGCCUGCCGGCAAUUGACAGCACGUUCUACAAUGGCACAUCAAGCUGGGUCACUGGAUGGGGAAAUAUUGCCACUGGUGUUCCUCUGCCUUCACCACAAACUCUUCAGGAAGUAAAUGUGCCUGUCAUUGGAAACAGAAAGUGCAAAUGCCUUUUUAACAGUGAUAUCACAAACAACAUGAUCUGUGCUGGAUUAGAACAAGGGGGGAAAGACUCCUGCCAGGGUGACUCAGGUGGACCUAUGGUCAACAAACAGGGCUCAGUCUGGAUCCAGUCUGGGAUUGUGAGCUUUGGCAUAGGAUGUGCUUUACCUGACUUUCCUGGUGUGUAUACUAGAGUUUCUCAGUACCAGAGUUGGAUCAACCAGCAUAUCACCACCAACCAGCCAGGCUUCAUUACGUUUACCUCCAGUGGUACUGACGAUGACCUAAGUGUGAGCUGUGCCAUUGUACCUCCCAUUACAUCAACUGCUGCACCUGUAACUGUUACGACCCCUGCACCUGUGGUGUGUGGAAUGGCCAAACUGAACACUCUUGUUGGAGGAGGUAACUCACUCGCAUCCUCUGGCACAUGGCCUUGGAUGGCCAGUCUACAAUUUAAUGGCAGUCACGUCUGCGUAGGAACGAUGGUUGCUGAGCGGUUUGUCAUGACCACUGCCAGCUGUUUUUCCAGAUCAACAAAUUCAUCCCAGUGGACUGUGAUCCUGGGCCGUUUGAAUCAGAACAGUUCCAACCCCAAUGAGGUCUCUGUAAAAGUCGCCAACAUCACCAUCAGCAAUUUGACAGGUGACAACAUUGCUGUUGUGCACCUCGCCAGCGCACCAAAACUCUCAAAUUAUAUUCAACCGAUAUGUGUGGACCUGGGAGGUACUUCCUUCAAUAUUAAUGCUACAUGCUGGACGGCAGGCUGGGGCUCAGGAUCAGCAGGACUUACCCAAACCCUUCAAGAAAUCCAAACCACCAUUAUGAGUUGUGGCAACUCAUCUUCAAAUAGUAUUUGCACAACUGCCAUUAAAUUACAGGAGGGUUCUCAGGGUGGUCCUCUGAUGUGUAAGCAAGGUCUGUCAUGGAUCCAGGCUGCUGUUGUGACGAUACAAAGCAACAGCACUAACACAAGCGUCAGUAACUCCACAGCAGCGAGCCGGUCCGUUCGCGCCCAAGAUAUCCAGGUCUUCACUAAAACCUCAAGCUAUUCAUCAUUCCUGACGUCUGUGGUGGGUUCUUUCCCCCCAAAACAAACAAACAGCACAAGUGCAGCUGUAGGAACCAACCCGAAUUCCUCCACCAGUGUGUCUCACUUUUCUUUAUGUUUUACAACUGCACUCCUGUUUUCACUUUCAGCACUCAGGAUUUUUCAUUGUGACUGAGAUCAGUGAAGUCUGAGUAGAAACAUUUUGAUUUACCUUGAAUGUGACCUUGAAUAAUGCAGGUUUUCAUUCCACUGUUAAUGCUUCAAUCAGAAUGCUUUCAUUUUUUUAUUUUAUUUAUGAGAAAUAUUCUUGUACAGAGAUCAGUUGUUAUAUCUUACCGGCUGUAAGUUCAGAAUGACUGCUUAAGUUUAAACUGUAACCCGGGCAUUUUUCUUCUACUGUAUAUGCAUACACAUUGCAUUGUACUGGACAAUUUGCAUUGUAGCAUUUCUAUGAGAACUUGCACUUUAUGGGAAUGUCCCAGUUUUAAAGUGUUUCAGUUCUAAUAGUUAAACUACUGCUACUAAUCUAAUCAUAUGUAACACAUUAACCCGAGCUUUACUGGGACAUUGCUGUAAGUUUAUAAUAAUCUAAAUCAAAGAUAACUUCAGAAAAUAUU
This is a messenger RNA of Paramisgurnus dabryanus, 2287 nucleotides long. The record is from RefSeq and is a predicted model, not a curated record. NCBI's taxonomy places the organism in Eukaryota, Metazoa, Chordata, Actinopteri, Cypriniformes, Cobitidae.